Messenger RNA from Mycena indigotica, 747 nucleotides. RefSeq lists its product as uncharacterized. Gene Ontology annotation, biological process: defense response. The record is from RefSeq and is a predicted model, not a curated record. NCBI's taxonomy places the organism in Eukaryota, Fungi, Basidiomycota, Agaricomycetes, Agaricales, Mycenaceae. Bases 1 to 747 code for a protein of 248 amino acids. The transcript is spliced from 10 exons. Gene Ontology annotation, cellular component: extracellular region.
AUGAUGAAGGCUAUUUUCACUUCCCUCAGUCUUGUUGCGGCCGCAUCUGCGCGCACCAUCACUGUCUACAACGCUUGUCCAUUCACUAUCUGGCCAGCGCUUUUCACGUCGGCCGGAGGCCGUCCCUCUCAACCCACGGGAUGGUCCGCCGGAUCGUUCACCAAGGUCACCUUCUCGGUCCCCGAUCAAUGGAAUGGUCGUAUCUGGGGUCGUCGCAACUGUAACUUCUCCUCCAACCCUGGACCCAACUCUUGCCUCGAUGGUGGCUGCAACGGUGGUCUUCUUUGCGACCCCAACACCGGCACCGGCGUUCCUCCCGCUAGUCUUGCCGAGUUCAACCUCAACGCUGGUGGUGUUGAUUACUACGACGUCUCGCUCGUGGACGGUUACAAUCUGCCCAUGCGUAUUGACAAUACCGCCGGCUGCCCCGUUGGCUCUUGCGGUGUCGACCUUGGCCCUAAUUGUCCAUCCGAGUUGAAGGGCCCCUUUGAUUCCACUGGUUUCCCUGUUGGGUGCAAGUCUGCUUGUCUUGUUGAUGCACAGAACGGCCGUGCUGGCGACUCGCCCAAUUGCUGCAGCGGCAGUCACAACACCCCUGCCACUUGCCCAAGCUCCGGCGUUAGCCACUACGACUACUUCCACAACAACUGCCCCACCGCUUAUGCAUACGCCUACGACGACAAGAACGCUCUCUUCACUUGCCCCGCAUCCAAAGCCGCCACCUACACUGUUACCUUCUGUCCUUGA